UGCUCCUCACUUUUGUUUCACCCCUUCGGAAGUGCCAUUAAAAGGCGCAAAAAUGCCGUCUGUUGACUUUCAGUUUCAGAAAGCUUUGUUUUCUACUAUCACAUUCUUUACACGUACAACACAGGAUAUUAGUGUAGUAUUUCUUGUAAAUCAUCGGACAGUCAACCUGCUCUGAUUUCCAAAACAAAACGAAGAAUCUUGUACAAUCUACGUUUUUUUUUUGCUAACAACAAAAUGAACACAUCCUAUGUUCUUGCGUGUUUGCUUUUAGUUCCAACAUCUGUUUUAACAGGUUCUCACUCUUUAAUGUUGCUUAUCACAUACAUUAAAGGAGAAACACCAUUUCCUGUAUUUAGUGUCAUAUUUGUGUUGGAUGACAUCACAGUAGGAUAUUAUAAUUCAGAGACAAAGAUCUAUGUCGCAAGAGGAAAUACUACAAAUGAAGAUGAUGUAGUGGAUCCAAAUCACCUCAGUACUAUAAGUGACUAUCUACGUGUUCAUUUAAUGAGAAGAUCAAAUCAUCUGAGACCUGCCAACAACACAGAAAGUCAUGUAGUUUAUCAGGUGCUGGGUCUUUGUGAACAGAGAGAUGAUAAACGUACACAAAUGAUCACCAAAAGUGCUUUUAGAGGCUCUACGACUGACGAACUGCGUUUUUUUGAUGGCAAAUUCACAUAUCAGGGUACUUUAAAUUACACAGCAAUAGAAAUAAAACCCUAUUUAGAACUGUCCAUGUGGCGUCUUGAGACGGUAUACUACCCAGCCUGCAUAAAAACCCUGCAGAGUUACCUUAAAAAGAGAGGAACUCAAGUAAAAAGAAAAGUGAAACCCAGAGUCAGACUGAUUCAGAAAACAAAUUCAGAUUCUGGUGGGUUUCGUGUGAGUUGUUUGGCUACAGGAUUUUACCCUCGUCACAUGAACCUGACUCUGUUAAGAGAUGGACAGCCUGUAUCUGAUCAUGAGAUCACUGGAGGAGAUCUGCUGCCCAAUGGUGACGGGACGUACCAGAUGAGGAAGAGUCUGGAGAUCAGUGCAGAUGAACACAAAUACACCUGCUCUGCCAUACACCUCAGUCUGGACAACAAAAUGGAUGUCACUUUGGAAUUUGAUCCUGGUGAACCAUUUAAAUCAGUGAUUCUCCCAGUGCUGAUAGUUUUGGUUCUGAUGUUGAUGUUUGGGACUGGAGCCGUCAUAUAUAAAUGCAGGAAGAGACGAGCAGUGUCUUCAUCAAACUGUGAUUAUUCUGCUGCUUCUAAAUCUGAAGAAAACAUGGAACCAUCAUCCAGAAGUUAAUGUAAUUUGCAAUUUUUAGAUUGAAUGAAAGAAAUGUGUUCAGAUAACUUAAAAAUGACCUCAAAAACAACUUUUGACCUCAUUAAAGUCUUCCAUCAUUCACUGUUGGUUAAGCCGGGUUCACACUGUAUGAUUUAGUCUUUUACAGCUGUUGCUUGUCAGGCUGUAUGAACAUGAUUCCCGCUGUAAGUCAUUUUACACUGUAGGAUCUCAGUUGUCAUUAAUGUCAGACUCUACGGCAGUUCAAGACGUGUUAAAAACGAAUGCACAAAAGAAGACUCGUCCGAAGUUUUACAUCAUCAGUCCGUGAGGGUUUUGUGAUCUGAGCUGCAUUACAUGCGUGAUUGAAAUGGUGGCUAGCAAAAUCUAGUGUUAAUUUUGAUCAUGGCUUUUCUUGAAAAGAAAACUGAAGAAAAAAAAAUGUGUGUGAAACAAGUGGUGGUUUGUUGUCUCACUAAUUACGACAUCAGGUUCUAGACUGUACUCCUAUUGGUUUUUGAUUUGAUGGUUGUCGUAGGAGGUGUCACACGACAUGACGUGUCUAUGUAACAGUGUUGUUCUGUGUGUCAUAGUUUUAUACUCACGUUACCCUGAGAAAUGUUAUUUUGUGCUUGAUUAAUUUAAAAAGAACUGCUUGCAAUUAGAUCCAGCUCUUUUAUUUUCACCCUUGCUGCGACGACUGCUGACAAUGUUUAUUGUUGUUGUUAUUAUUAUUAUUAUUACAAUAAUCAUUAAAACAUCUCUUAUGAUUUGAAAAAUAAAUAACUGCAUUUAUAAUUUC
Ctenopharyngodon idella (grass carp) is the source of this 2074-nucleotide messenger RNA. Its product is annotated as hereditary hemochromatosis protein homolog. Gene Ontology annotation, biological process: immune response. Gene Ontology annotation, cellular component: external side of plasma membrane. NCBI's taxonomy places the organism in Eukaryota, Metazoa, Chordata, Actinopteri, Cypriniformes, Xenocyprididae. The transcript is spliced from 7 exons. Bases 235 to 1293 code for a protein of 352 amino acids. The record is from RefSeq and is a predicted model, not a curated record.